This is a messenger RNA of Pseudophryne corroboree (corroboree frog), 7715 nucleotides long. RefSeq names its product adhesion G protein-coupled receptor B1 (gene ADGRB1). Gene Ontology annotation, molecular function: G protein-coupled receptor activity. Gene Ontology annotation, biological process: negative regulation of angiogenesis; cell surface receptor signaling pathway; adenylate cyclase-activating G protein-coupled receptor signaling pathway. The record is from RefSeq and is a predicted model, not a curated record. The transcript has 33 exons. Gene Ontology annotation, cellular component: dendrite; plasma membrane; postsynaptic density. NCBI's taxonomy places the organism in Eukaryota, Metazoa, Chordata, Amphibia, Anura, Myobatrachidae. The coding region runs from base 1227 to 6029 and encodes 1600 amino acids.
UCUCCCUUCCCAGCGAAUAACUCCCAGAGGGUGGCAGCUGCCUCUUCCCUCCAGUCCCCCAAUCUCCAUCCUGCACACCGUCUCAGGCACCCUCCUAGGACAGUCCUGGGAGCAGGGAUGAGCAGCAGCUGCAGUAACAUGCCAGGGAGGACAGCUUCACCCCCAAAAUCCUCUCUGGGCAGAGUUCACUCUCCAUCCAACUGAAGUCACAGCCAUUGCACUUUUCCUGCGGAUCUCUCCUAAGGGUCUGGAUGACAGGGUUCUAGAUACAGUACCCCCACCCCAGUGCCCCCCACCCCCUACCCCUAGCAUCUGCCAAGUUGUGCAUCAGACCCACCAACACCUUGCACUGGCUGCAGAGCUGCAAUCCCCCAUCCAGCAGCAGUUGCAGCAGUUCCCCUCAUCUUAUGUGCUGGGAGACAGCUGAGUUUGGUUCCCCUCCUCUGUGUGUGGCUGUGUGGAUGCAUUUUAUCCAUGCCUCCCCCCUUCUCCUCCCCUCCUCUCCCUCUCUCUCUUUUUUUCCUCUCCUCUCACACUCUCUCCCCCACUCUCUCACUCUCUUCCUCUCACUCUAAUGUGUGAUCUGGAAAGCUUAUAAAAGCCUGAUGUAAUUCUUAAUGCAGCCCCUGGCUACAAGGACUGGGUCUAGAUUCACAGAGUAGCAAGAAGAAGAAAAAAAAAGAAGAAAUUAAACAACAAAAAAAAAAAAAAAAGAAAGAAAAGAAAAGGAAAGACGAUCAGGGAAGCAGCGGAUCUUCUGCAAACAUCUCCCCGGGAAGCCCAGGUUAUUUGCUGUAUGCCUGUCAGGGGAGCUCCGUUCUGUGUCCCUGGAGAAGACUUGGUGCUAUUGGAUGUAACCAUUUCUUGGCUGUUAUUUUGUUAGAGGAUGUGAUCUGCCGCUGAAGGUUCUCUCUCCAUCUCUGCUGGGGAAGUUUAGGCAGCAGGGCUGCUCUCUGUGCGGAGACUUUUGCUGGUGGCAAUGGAUUCCAAUGGGCUCCCUAUUUAAUACCUGGAAUUUGCAUUAGAGGGAAAGGAAUUUCUUCCAGCGCCAGAAUCCCAGGUUCCCCUCUGCGGCCACAAGGGGGCGCAGGAGACAACGCUGCUGAUCCCGGGCUGACUUCUGCACCAGCCUCAUAAAGUGUCUCCUCUCCUGCUGCACCUGUUAUGUCCGAGCCCUGGCCCCAGCCUGACAAUUCCCUGCACUUCCAGAGGACCAGAGACCUAGGAUGAUGAGCACUGAGCCCCCCCACAGCCUGCUGUUCAUGCUCCCCCUCCUCUCUGUGUGGACUGCAGCCAGCCUGGACCUGGGACCCCAUUCCUGCACCACCCAAGUGCAGGGGGAGUUCUAUGGGAAUUUCUCCUCUCUGUCCCUCUUCCCUCUGAACUCUUCCCUGUGCGCCUGGAUCAUCCAGAACCCGGACCCCAGGAGGUACACCCUGUAUGUCAAGGUCUCCAAGCCCCCGGGCAUAUGCGACCAGCAGCAGAUCAGGACCUCUCAGUUUGACUCCUUCCUGGCCUCCACACGCACCUACCUGGGCAUGGAGAGCUUUGAUGAUGUGCUGAAGCUCUGCGACCACUCUGUGGCUCAUGCCUUCCUCCAGUCCAACAAGCAGUUCCUGCAGAUGAAGCAGACCUCUGCCAGCAGGGGAGACCCCCACUCCCCAGCAAAGACCCCCACUCCCCAGCAGACUGAGUUCUCCCUGGAGUACCUGGUGGUGGGGAACAGGAACCCCCGGAAAGCUGCCUGCCAGAUGCUCUGUGAGUGGUCCAAGACUUGCCUGACCAACAGCAGCAGCUUUCACCCCUGUGGCAUCAUGCAGACCCCCUGCCCGUGCCAGGAAGGGGGGUCCCAGGCCCACCCCAGUGAGAUUACAGGCUUCACCAGGAAGGAGGAUUGCUACAAGGAUGGGAUAUACCUGGAGAACUGCAUGGGCAGCUCAAGGGACAACAGUGGAGGAGAACUUCAGGGUGGAUGGAACGCAUGGACCUCCUGGGGGGACUGUAACAGGGACUGUGGGGGUGGGCUGCAGACCAGAACAAGGACGUGUCAGUCGCUGCCUGAUGAAGGACACCUCUGCGAAGGCGUUCUGGAGGAGGGGCGACUGUGCAACAGAAAGGCGUGCAUUGCCGGUGGCAGAUAUGACUCCAGGAGUCAGUCUUUGAGGUCCAUCGACAACAAGAAGAAGGACGAGGCAGAGGAACAAUACCAGUUUGGUUACCCAGCUCCUCAGAUAGGAGACCCGGCGGCGGAAGAGUGGUCACCCUGGAGCGUGUGUUCUACCACCUGCGGAGAGGGGCUGAAGUCCAGGACCAGGUUCUGUGUCUCCUCCUCGUACAGUACACACUGCAGCGGGCCUCUGAAGGAGCACAAGCAAUGUAAUAACUCCGCCGUGUGUCCAGUGCACGGUUCCUGGGAUGAGUGGUCACCGUGGAGUUUGUGCUCAUCCACGUGUGGGAGGGGGUACAGGGAGAGGACCCGCACCUGUAGCCAACCUCUGUUCGGGGGUGAAGAUUGCAAGGGACCUGAGAAGCAGACCAAGUUCUGUAACAUCGCUUUGUGUCCAGUGGAUGGUAAUUGGAACGAAUGGUCCAGCUGGAGCGCCUGUUCCGCCACUUGCUCCAAUGGGACCCAGAAAAGGAUCCGGGAGUGUAAUGGACCCUCCUAUGGUGGCUCGGAGUGUCACGGCCAGUGGUCGGACACUAGAGACUGCUUCUUAACACAGUGUCCUGUGGAUGGGAAGUGGCAGUCCUGGGGGCCGUGGGGGGGCUGCAGCGCCACAUGCGAUGGAGGGGCGCAGAAGAGAGAGCGCGUCUGCUAUGGGCCAUUUUUCGAUGGGGAAUCUUGCCCGGGAGACGCUGAGGAAAGCAAAGCGUGUAAUGAGAAAAGGUGCCCGGAACCUCAUGAAAUUUGUCCUGAGGAUAAUUUAGCUUCUGUUGUUUGGCAACCAAAUCCGGCGGGAGAGACGGCUGAGGCUCGGUGCCCCCGGAACGCCACAGGGCUCAUCCUCCGAAAAUGUGUCUUGGAUGAAGUAGGGGAAGCGUACUGGGAGGUCCCGACAUACAUAAAAUGCGUCUCCCUUGACUACAGGAAUAUUCAACAGAUGAUCAGGGAUCACCUCUCUAAAGCUCAGAGGGGUCAGAAAGGAGAAGGGGUCUCAGGGGUCUUACAGAACCUGGUGGAAGUCACCCAAGAAGGGGCCAGUUAUAGUGGAGACAUUUUAUCCACUGUGGAGAGUUUGAGGAACAUGACCGAGAUCUUCCGCCGGCCCUACCACAACCCCUCCUCCAAUGAUGUCCAGAACUUUGUGCAGAUUAUCAGCAACUUGCUCUCCGACGAAAACAGGGACAAAUGGGAAGAGGCCCAGACGGUGGGGUUGAGCGUCAAAGAUCUGUUCAGGCUGAUCGAAGAUUUCAUUGAUGUCAUUGGUUUUCGAAUGAAGGAUUUCAAGGAUUCUUACCAAGUGACGGACAACUUGGUCCUCAGUGUCUACAAGCGACCGGUCAACAGUCCAACUGACAUCAGCUUCCCGAUGAAAGGGUGGAGGGGAAUGGUGGAGUGGGCUCGAGCCUCGGAGGACAAAGUGUCUAUUUCCAAGAACUUUCUUUCUACUGAAGACACAGAUACAGAAGAUUCUUCGAUGUUUGUCAUCGGAACAGUGCUCUACCGGAACCUGGGCAGCUUCCUGUCCUUGCAAAGGAACAACACCGUGUUGAACUCUAAGGUCAUCUCUGUUACAGUCAAGCCGUCGCCGCGUUCUCCUUCCGUCCCCCUGGAUAUUGAAUUUUCCCACUUAUACAAUGGAACCGCUAACCAAACCUGCAUCAUCUGGGACGAAACCGACACAUCCUCUAAUCUCGGUGCCUGGUCUUUCAAAGGCUGUCGUACAGUCCCCGUGGAUUCAUUCCGUACUAAAUGCUCCUGUGAUCGCUUAUCCAGCUUCGCCAUUUUAUCCCAGCUCAGUACAGACAUGAAUAUGGAGAAGGUUCUCGUCCCAUCCGUCACGCUCAUCGUCGGCUGCGGGGUCUCCUCACUCACGCUCCUGCUUCUGAUAAUCAUCUAUGUCUCUGUGUGGAGGUAUAUUCGGUCCGAACGCUCUGUCAUAUUAAUCAACUUCUGCUUGUCCAUCAUUUCUUCAAAUGCCUUAAUACUUGUGGGGCAGACACAGACCAGAAACAAGGUAAUAUGUACCCUGGUGGCCGCCUUCCUCCACUUCUUCUUCCUGUCCUCCUUCUGCUGGGUGCUGACAGAAGCCUGGCAAUCCUACAUGGCCGUGACGGGGCGGCUCCGCAACAGGAUCAUCCGAAAGCGUUUCCUGUGCUUGGGAUGGGGUCUCCCAGCUCUGGUAGUGGCCAUAUCUGUUGGGUUUACAAAGGCGAAGGGCUACGGAUCGGCCAACUAUUGCUGGCUGUCUCUGGAAGGAGGGCUCCUGUACGCGUUUGUGGGACCGGCCGCCGCUGUUGUUUUGGUAAACAUGGUGAUUGGGAUUUUGGUGUUUAAUAAACUGGUGUCUAAAGACGGGAUAACAGACAAGAAGCUGAAGGAGCGGGCGGGUAUUGUUGAUUUUAAUUGCAGUCAGAUGACAAUGCCUCUAUACGGCAUGACCCUCAAAUGUUCCAAGUGUGGGGUAGUCUCCUCCGCAGAAGUGUCGGCCACAGCCACCAGUAACGCCAUGGCCUCGCUGUGGAGCUCGUGUGUGGUGUUACCGCUGUUGGCGCUGACUUGGAUGUCCGCAGUUCUCGCCAUCACAGACCGGCGCUCAGCCCUCUUCCAAAUCUUGUUUGCGGUCUUCGAUUCCUUGGAAGGUUUUGUCAUAGUCAUGGUGCAUUGCAUACUGCGGCGAGAGGUCCAGGAUGCGGUGAAGUGUCGAGUUGUUGAUCGGCAAGAGGAAGGCAACGGAGACUCCGGCGGCUCCUUUCAGAACGGACACGCUCAGUUAAUGCUAGAAGAAGCCAACAAUCCCUACAUCUGCACCGCCAUGGUGGGCCUGAAAGAGAAGAAAGUAACGUCUGAAUUUGAAAAAGAUGUGGACAUAGCCUGCAGAUCAGUACUCAACAAAGACAUCUCAGCCUGUCGGACGUCCACCAUAACGGGGACGCUGAAGCGCCCUUCUCUGCAGGACGAAGAGAAGAUGAAGAUGAACCAUCAAAAGGGAUCGAACUUCAACAGUCUUCCAUCCAACGUGUCGAAGAUGCACCUGCAAAGCUCUCCGCACUAUCUCGGAAGCAUCAAUCUCAACGAGUACAACAAUCACACGCUCACCCUGAAAAAGGACAAAAGCCAGCCCCCCAAACCCAUAUACAUGUGUGAGGGGGACAUCUUCAAAAAGCUGGACUCAGAACUGACCAGAGCGCAGGAACAGUCCAUGGAGGCCAACUACGUCAUAUUGCCCAGUAACACGGCCACCCUCAGGGCAAAGCCAAAGGAGGACAGCAAGUAUAGCAUUAACAUUGACCAGAUGCCGCAGACCAGACUCAUACAUCUCAACAUGGCGGAUCCCAACUACAUGGUGAAAAGCCCUCCGAGGGAACGCCUGGGGAUGAAGUGUGCCGAGCAGGCGUCGCCCAUGCUGAAGCACCAAUUGCACCCCAGCGAGUCACAAAUCCCUAUCGGCCUCUGCGAAAAGGCAGAAUUAGGGAUGAUUGUGCCAAAGAGUGAGACCAUCUCUACACUUUCAAUGAGCUCUUUAGAGAGACGAAAAUCCCGCUAUGCCGAAUUAGAUUUCGAGAAAAUCAUGCACACCAGAAAGCGCCAUCAGGAUAUGUUUCAAGAUUUAAACCGAAAGCUACAACAUGCGGAGAAAGAAAAGGAGUCGCCUACAGCAGAGAGCAAGAUAGAAAAACAGACGACACCCAGCAAGAGGUCUUGGGAAGGAAUGAGGAAGAUCCAGUCUCCCCCAUCUUGGGUUAAAAAGGACAUGGAGCCUGUGCCCCCUUCUCCCUUAGAACUAAAGACUGUGGAGUGGGAGAAAACAGGGGCGACGAUACCCCUGGUGGGGCAAGACAUAAUUGACCUUCAGACUGAGGUCUGAAGCUAAAGAAAGAGACUUCUUUUUAUUUUUGAAGAAUAUGAUUCCAUAUAAAACGGAGAGAUGUUUGGUUUCUUUUGAAACCUUGUUAAAGUACUUUUUUGCAUUGUUCUCGGAAGGGAAAUUCCGCUAGACUCUUAGAGGUAGGCGCAACGUGCUCUCUCCCGGUUUCGGCAGAGAUGAUGUCACGGGUAAACGGUCAAAGUGACGAGGUUUCAGCGGAUGAAGAUCAACGUCAAGACAGCCACCGACCUUUGGAGAUGACGCUGAGGAAUUGCUGGGGUUGGCUGGCAAAUAUUCACAAUGUCACCUAGACAAACCUGCUCAAUAACUUCCCAUAGAAAUUAACAAUUGCAUAACACUUUGGUUUAGAAUAAAAAGAGCUCUCGGGCCAGCACCCUAAAUCUUCAGUGAUGCUUAUUAUCUUCAAGCAAUAUGUUUAGGUUCAAUUAACCAUGUCGGCUAGAGCUGGCCCAGCACAGAGGGUAGUAGCCAAAGGAAAUCUCCGUCAUUUCUUGACUAGUCUGAGUAGAUAGUACCAAAUACAAUUAACCCCCAGCAGAUUGAGGCUUUAAACCUAGAGCAAACGAAGGUAAUAUAUGGAAUGGAUGUUUUUGACUGUUAUAAAGAGAACCGUGUACGAUUACCUUCUGAUUACCCAAUCUUCACUAUCUGCUCGGUCCAGCAGAUGCUUUGCUAUAGGAAGAUUGUUAUCAACAGAAAUGUUAAUAUAUAUAUAUAGUUUUGUAACACGGGUUGUGGGGUUUGACAGACUGCUUAGAACCAUAAGCUAUGGAGUACAAAUAAAAGUGUUCCCAAACUUCAGAGCACUUGUUUCUUUGCUAUUCUCGUAUCCGAGAAUCUUUCCAUUUGACCCAAGGAUUCGGAAUGGUUGCACGAAGGCCGCCGGCUCUCCCGGAGGCCGCCGAGCUGCGCAAGGCCUCACCCUACAGCCGUUUUAUUGCGCCAUGGAUCUCUCGUUGAAGAGGUUCAUGGUGUCCGAGAACAGAGGAUGGAAACUGAUACCACAGUGACUUCUCUUGGUGUUUGUGUGUCAAUGGGAAGAGAUGCAUAAGUCAAUCUCAAAGCAAGUUGCUUGAUAUGCAAGCAUUUUUUUAAUUUUAUUUGGGCCAGUGUUUUAUUUUUUUAUUUUUUUUUAUUUUCAUUUAAAUGACAUUUAUCUUGUCAUUAACUGUAUAUUAAAUAAAUCAAUAAAUGUUUAAAAGAAUCUAAAAAUCCAAAAUAGUGAAUAAAAGAGAUAAAAUAAAUACUUAAAACUGUGAUGUAAUUGUCAAAUUUUAGAUUAUAUAUACAAAGAGAAAGCACAAGGCAGAAAAUGCCGUGUUGUAUAAUAUUGUAAUUAUUAUAAUUACACAUAAUGAAUUUUACCAUAUAAAUAUCUUUAUACUGUCUUUUAAUUUUUUUUUUAACACUCGAAUCCCUUUAGGCCAUCAAGUCCCCAAACAUAGCUGUGUUAUGUAAUAACUAUGUAUUUGUUUAAUAACUGUUGAGAUUAAAAAAAAAAAUCAUUUUUUUUAUUUUUAUUUUAGUUUUUAUUACCCUCCCCCGCAAUUCCUCUGGUUAAAUUUAUUUUAUUUUUUUUCCAAUCUGUGUUUGUCGGGUUUUUUUGUACAGUUUUCAGAGCACAAAUGAACGUGUUUUAUUUCUAAUAAAAAAGUGUAAACAACA